GUCCCCGCCGCGCCCUGUUGCGGGGUCUCCCAGCCCGUCCCUGGGGUCGCUGCGCCCUCCUCACGGGGUCCCUGUGCCCUGUUGGAGGGUCUCCCAGCCCUUCUCUAGAGUCUCCGCGCUCCCCUCCCGGGGUCUCCGCGCCCUGUUGCGGGGUCUCCCGGCCCUUCCUUGGGGUCUCUGUGUACUGCUCCGGGGGCAUCUCCGCGCUUCCAUCCCGGGGUCUUCAUGCUCUGUUCUUGGGGUCUCUGCGCCCUCCUUGGGGGAAUCUCCCAGCCCUUCCCUGGGGUCUCCCCGCGCCCCUCCCGGGGUCCUCGCGCCCUUCCCUGGGGUUUCCGCGCACCCCUCCCGGGGUCCGCGCCCCACUUGGGGGCACUGGCACCCUGGUGCUCAGCACGCAUGUACCCCAAAGCCCUCUGCUUUGUGUACAGCUCUCAAUUUCCCUUGAGAACCUUCGUCCGGGCGGGUGAGGAGUGAGAACUUAACCAGCCCAGGCAAGACCUCCGAUUCUGAAUCAGCGGAGUUAGCAGUGAGAGUCAUUCAUGAGGAUUAAGUCCGAAGAAGGAAGAAGUGCCCGGACAGGAGAUCUGUGUCGUGUGACCUCACAGAAGACGGCGAGAUGUCAGGCUCCUCACCGUUUCAGAUGCGACUCGUUCAUUUGGACCUGAAGGGAGCCCCGCCGAAGGUCUCGUACCUGUCAGAGAUAUUUCCUCUGUUCCGUGCCCUGGGUGCGAACGGCCUCCUCAUCGAGUAUGAGGACAUGUUUCCAUAUGACGGUCCCCUGAGGCUGCUGAGGGCCCGGCAUGCAUACAGCCCCUCUGAAAUCAAAGAGAUCCUGCAUCUGGCCACACUGAACGAGCUAGAGGUCAUUCCCUUGGUGCAGACAUUUGGACACAUGGAGUUUGUGCUGAAGCACAAGGCUCUGGCCCACCUCCGAGAAGUGGCGCUUUUCCCCAACACCCUGAACCCCCAUGAGGCGGAGUCCCUGGCACUGGUUGGAGCCAUGAUCGACCAGGUCAUGGACCUGCACCCGAAGGCCCGGUGGCUCCAUGUCGGCUGCGACGAGGUCUACUACCUCGGGGAGGGCGAAGCCUCAAGACGGUGGCUGCAGCAAGAGCAGAACACCAAAGCCAAGCUGUGUCUGUCCCACGUGAAGGCAGUGGCCAGCCACGUGUUGGCCCGGCACCCCGCCACGACGCCCCUGCUGUGGGACGACAUGCUGCGGGGUGUCCCCGAGGACCAGCUCACAGCGUCAGGGGUGCCGCAGCUGGCGCAGCCCGUGCUCUGGGACUACGGGGCCGACCUGGACGUGCACGGCAAGGCCCUCCUCAUGGAGAAGUACCAGAAGUGCGGGUUUUCCCGGCUCUGGGCCGCCAGUGCCUUCAAGGGGGCCACGGGGGCGAGCCAGGCCCUGACGCCCACCGAGCACCACCUCAGGAACCAUGUGCAGUGGCUGCAGGUGGCGGCCAGCGGGCCGGCAGACGUGCUGCAGGGCAUCGUCCUGACCGGCUGGCAGAGGUAUGACCACUUCUCCGUGCUGUGCGAGCUGCUGCCCGUGGGGAUCCCGUCCCUGGCCGUCUGUCUGCAGUCACUCCUGCACGGAGGCUUUGCCGAAGACGUUAAAGCAAGAGUAGAGAACUUCCUCGGGAUUUCGAGCCUGAACAUCACCGGUUUUACCAGCCCCUCGGUUCUCUGUGCAGUGCAGGGACUGGCUCCUUCCCUGGCAGCGACAUCCUGGCCCUCGUCACGCAGGUCAGCCUCCACCUGCACAGCUCCGUGGACGAGCUACUGCAGAGGGACAGUCGUUUCAAACGUGUCAUUUCAAACAUGUAUUUUAAAACUGCACGAGGCCGCCUUGCCAGCCGCGUGGGGCCCACUCGCGUGUGGCUUUGCCCUCAGGUACGUGACCGGCUGGUUCAGCCCCUACCACCGCAGGCGGAAGCUCAUCCACCCGGUCAUGAUCCAGCACAUCCAGCCCCAGGCGCUCAGGAAAAUGCCUGAGACGUCGGGACCGGAAGGCAUAGACUACGAGGGACAUGGGCAUGAAAGAGGACACGGCGGGCACAGAGGUGGGGCUGCGCCCAGAACCGUCGGGAGGCGGAGGUGCCUAUGUUCCCGAAGAUGUGCUCUGCAGGCGGGCGGCGAGGGCAGAGACCGGCAGGCUCGGAAGUGGGGGAAACAGCCAGGAGCUUCGUCCAGAAGCUUGACAUGGGCAUCAGCCCAACAGCACACGGUGUGGAAUGAAGACCGAACACAAAGGACCAUGACACGGCAGGUGAGGAGACACAGGCAGUGGCACGUGCAGGGUCACGGAAGAGGGGGACCAGAGACAGCUGUGAAGGCACAAGGCUCCUCCCUCACACCUCUGAUCCAGCCCACGUGGUGCAGCUGCCGGGGGGUGCAGGACCCUCCGAUCGGCAGGUACGGGGACAGAGGCCAGGGCAGUGACCCCCUGACUCCUCACUGAGGAAGAGGAAAAAUGGGCGCACUGUUACCCAGCACGUAGGCCUGUGACAUAAAUUAGACACCUGUGGCCAAGUGUGUGAAAGCAAGUACAAGGAGAUCAUGGGGAUCUCAGAGAACAUGUGAACUACAGGGUGUUAAGUGGUGAAGAAAAGACGAGAUAGACGCACAUCACCUCUAAGGAAACCCCAGAGAAAGAAAGAAAAUCGUUGCUGUUUCGGGGGUGGUAAAACAAGAAAAAAAAUUGGUUUCAUUUUCAUCCUUUUUCAAAGUUAUGUUUUUUAUCUUGCGGGGA
This is a messenger RNA of Pteropus alecto (black flying fox), 2755 nucleotides long. It is a transcript of the gene HEXD, whose product is annotated as hexosaminidase D. Gene Ontology annotation, biological process: carbohydrate metabolic process. The record is from RefSeq and is a predicted model, not a curated record. Gene Ontology annotation, molecular function: hexosaminidase activity. The transcript is spliced from 14 exons. Lineage: Eukaryota; Metazoa; Chordata; Mammalia; Chiroptera; Pteropodidae. Bases 617 to 2464 code for a protein of 615 amino acids.